Messenger RNA from Platichthys flesus (European flounder), 3671 nucleotides. It is a transcript of the gene mmrn2a, whose product is annotated as multimerin 2a. Gene Ontology annotation, molecular function: protein binding. Bases 7 to 3132 code for a protein of 1041 amino acids. The record is from RefSeq and is a predicted model, not a curated record. The transcript is spliced from 11 exons. NCBI's taxonomy places the organism in Eukaryota, Metazoa, Chordata, Actinopteri, Pleuronectiformes, Pleuronectidae.
GCAGACAUGACAGCGGUGGGGGAGCUGCUGCUGGUGCUGGGUUUACUGGUGAGCGCUCACUGUGAGGUGAGGGCACGAGACCCUGAGGUGGAGGAGGAGGAGGAGCUGGGAGGAAGAGCAGGAGGAGGCGGGGGAGGAGGAAUGAGAGUGGGUUUUCACCAGGAGGCCACGGAGACCCCCCCACUGGGAGAGAGAGGGAACCUACCAGCCCAAACCGGGAACUGGUGUGCGUUUGUGCAGAAGAGUGUGGUAACAACAACUGUGGCGUGUGGAACAGAGAAGUACACCAUCAAGUCUCAGAGUCCCUGUCCGAGCGGGAUCCCCGACUGUCAGCUGGUCAUGUACAAGCUGUCCACCCGACCUCUCUACACACAGAAGCAGAAGGUCAUCACCUCUCUGCAGUGGCGUUGCUGUCCGGGACACGUCGGACACAACUGUGAGGAGACAGUCCCUGUUGCUCGUCUGGAUUCUGGAGGCUCGGGUCCGACCGGAGAAUCUGAAACAGAGAGAGUCAAGCUCGACGCUCCAGACGUGCCGCUCCAGCUCGGCGACCCGAACCGCGAACAGAACGACCACCAGGCUUCUCUCGCCGAGCUGCACGGCGCCAGCGAUACAGACAACCAACCCAACACCACGCACACCGCCCCGGAGCUAGGCCACGCCCACAACACCCAUCACACGUCACACCACGACGAAAACACGUACGACCACCGACACCAAGAUGAACGACAUCAGAAUCAUCACCAACACAACCAACAUCACCAGCAUCACCAAGAGCAGCGUCACUUUCCUGAAGCCCCUGCUGUCCUUCCCGUUCCCCACAUGAUGGCGCUGGUCAUGUCCCAGCUGCAGCCGCUCCUGCAGGGCUUCAACCGCUCGCUGGAGCACCUGAGCCGACAGGUGGGGGACCUGGCCCGAGACGUGGCCCAGCUGAAGAGCAGCCAGCAGGGGGCGGAGCUGCAGGCGGGGGUCCUGGAGGGGCCCAGGCAUGACGAGGCGGCGGACGAGCGCCUGGAGGCCAAGCUGGACGAGGUUUCUGAGCACAUCAGGGAGGUUCGGGAUCAGCUGGCCGGUCAGCGGGCGGACAUGGAGAACAGGCUGCACUCCCAGCAUGCAAUGCUGCACUACAACCUCACCUGCUUUAAGACGGAAAUCGACUUGAAGCUGAAACGCCAACAGAAGACGCUGCAGGUCAGCCUGCAGGCGAUGAACGCCACGCUGUCGGAGCUGAAGGUCGACCAGGAUCAGAUCACAGAGACGCCGCUGGACGAUCAGCUCCCUCGUCCCUCCCUGGAACCCCCCCGACCGCCGCCCUCAGACUCCUCCUCUCUGUGGAAGGCCAUCGAGAAACUGGACAACGUGGUGGUCAACAACACGGUGAAGGUGACUGGGCUGAUGGAGGACGUGGACGUGACCUCGGGGGGCGUCCAGCGGCUGAGGCUGGACUUCACGCGGCUGGAGAAGCUGAUCAACCAGACGGCCCGAAAAACUCAGAUCCUGUUCAUGGAGACGGGGCUGGAGGUGGACGCGGCCAAGGUGGGGGUGCUGAGGCGGGUGGAGGAGCUGGCGGCGAACGUGACUAAGCAGGGUGUCCAGCAGCUGGAGGUGGAAUCGGAAAUAGACGAGCUGUACAAAGAAAUAAACAAGAUCCAGGCAGCAGGAAACUGCGACUGCAACGAGCUGACGGCCGCCGUGGCUCGGCUGGAACGGAGGGUGGCCAACGUGACGGCGCUGGCUAACGAGAACAAAAUGGCUCUGGACGAGAACAACGAGGGAGUGGUGAUGCAGUGGGGCGGGGCCAGCAACUGGGAGCCGGCGGUGGCAGCAAUUCAACAUGACCUCCAACAGGUGAAGGAGUCUCUGGUCUCGGAGGAGAGCAGGACCAGGACUCUGGACGACACCCUGACCCAGAUGAACAGCUCGCUGACGGACGUCCAUGCCGAGGUCAACGGUCUGAAGGAGCAGGAAAAGAAGCUGAAGGAGGCGAUGCACCAUCUGUCGAGCUCCUUCAACUCUCUGCUCAAAGACGCCAUUCGGCACAGCGACGUGCUGGAGCUGCUGCUGGGGGAGGAGGUGCUGGAGUUCCUGGAGUGGCCCCUCCAGGACCAGGAUACCAACUCCAUCCCGGCCCUAAAGAAUCAGAUGAGGCUCAUGCAGGAGGAGCUGAGCAGUCACAACCUGAGCAUCACGUCGCUGCUCAGCGGCUGGACAGGAGGUGGAGAGGAGGUGCCGUCUGCUGACCAGCCCUCCUCCUCACACCUUCUCCCUGACCACUGGCCUCUUGGUGACAUGAGAAGGAACGACGCUGGAGAAGCGGCCAGGGAGCGACAGCUUCUCCUCCAACCCGUUGGGAGGCGUCCGGAGCUGGGAGGAGACGGCAGCGAUCUGUGGAACCUGGAGAAAACGGUGGAGGAGCUGGACCUGAAGGUGCAGCAGCUGGAGGAGAAACCCUGUCCCUGCCCCAUCACCUCCACCCAGAGGGAGGUGCAGCCCGGGGGUGAGGACGCCAAGCUGCAGGCGGAGGUGACGUGGCUGAAGAGAGGCCUGGAGGAGCACCUCAGGGUGUUCAAGAACGUGUUCAGCAACGCAGACGUGCUGGUGGGAUCCGAGGCCACGCUGGAGCUCGACAAACUGCUGCAGCUCGUGAAGAACCGAGACCAGAAGAAAGAGAACAGGAAGAAAGGGGGAAGAAGAAAGGAGGGAUCAGGAAGAAACAAGAGGGAUUCAUCAGGUGUUCCUGUGCUGUCCGACCAAUCAGAAGACUCCCUGAUGUUUGUGGGUGGAUCUCCCUUGAGCCUCGCUGACGGCGUCAUCACAUUCGAUGCGUCUCUGAACCGGGGUCAGUUUGACCCAGACGCCGGCACCUUCACGGCUCCAGUGGGCGGGCUCUACCUGUUCAUCCUCACCUUGGACCUGAGGCCUGGCCCCGCCCACGUGGUCCUGCGUAGGGCGUCGGGUGGAGCUCCGGCGUCUCUUCACCGACGGGCGGUGGCAGAGGCGGGGCCUGCUACGGGUGUGAGCCUCCUGCUGCUGAGGGAGGGGGAGGAGGUGAGGCUUGAACUGAGGGGAGGAGCGUGGGCGGAGUCAAAGGACAAUGUGUUCACUGGGUUGCUGCUCCAAAGGACCACCUGAGGGCGCUGUGGCGAUCCGAUAACUGAUGGAGGAAUUUGAUAAAAAAAACAUUUUGUUCGGUGUUUCCUGAUGGUUACGCUUCACUCUGAUUGGCUGAUUUGCUGCCGACGCUGCUCGCUCACUUCUACCAGAGGUUCUAAAGAAGUGACGUCAGAUCAGCUGAUUCUCUCUGAGGAAAAAAAAACACUUGUGUCUACUUCAGCGUCUGGAGAACUGAGCUGAGCUUCAUUUAUCAAAGAGGAAUUCUGAUCUGAAAUCUACGUCAAGAAGUUUUGUUGAAUCCCUUCUUAGGAAAAAUAUAGUUUUUUUUAAAGGGAAUUUAUAUUUUAACAUUUUACAUGAGAGGAAAAUAUUUGUUAUGUAAGUCACGAGUGUGUGAUAUUUGUUAAGUGCCAAUAUUAUUCUGUAAAAACAUACAGAGCAUUAUAUAUUUAUAUAAACCAACAGCUGAGCCGGAUUUGUGUGGAGAUGAGAUGGAAAUGGUGUUUUCAAAAUGAGAAGAUGUGUCACAAAAUAAAAAAAGUUUUAUCAACAAACGA